Messenger RNA from Closterium sp. NIES-67, 4320 nucleotides. Lineage: Eukaryota; Viridiplantae; Streptophyta; Zygnematophyceae; Desmidiales; Closteriaceae. The record is from the annotation of a GenBank genome assembly.
AAUCGCCCCGAACCACUCGAAAAUGAGCUUCCACUAGCGUUGUGUAAGUGUCUAAAUCCAAGCAGCGGCCAGUGCAAGCUGUGCAUCGUGCCGUAGGAGGAGGAGAAGGAUAGAAGUCUCGCGAGUUUCUAGUUCGAGCUAAGCUUCUUUCGGGGCGUAGCUAGUUUGACUCAUGGGGUUUGGAGGUGUAUCCUUGUCAGGUAUGGUCUGCGGAUUUACUACGCGAGACGUCCAUUCGUAUGCUGGGCAAGCCGGUCAACGGCCUUGUUGAAGGAAUGAUAUCGGCGAUCUUACCAACUGCGACGUCUUAAAUGUACAAAUAACCAGUUUCACUCCAGGCCUUUUAGUUUCUCUACGAAAUUAGCAUAGCUCACAAGAGAAAGAUGGGCUGGCCAGGAAGAGCACAUCGAUCGUCCCAAGAGGAGCUUCUAAGCAGAGUUUCACGAGGAAGUAACGGGGAAGCCAACAUGCUGGGGAACUCCGACUUCGAGCUUUCCGUUCCAGAGAACCUGAACACCAUGUCAGCGUCGUUGGCUUCACGGCUCGCUAAGGUGGUUAAAGAAGCUGCUCUGGAAGCCAAGCUGCACGAAGAGCGACAUAGGCCACGGCCUAGCCGGAAAACUCACUGGCUGGAGUUAUUCCGGGACUAUGUCUAUCCUGGUCAACUGAUAUUGCCAGGCAAUAGGUUCUAUUGGUACUGGAGACUUGUCGUCAUCAUUACGGCAUUAUACUCCUCCCUUAUCACACCGUUUGAGUUCGCUUUCUUCCGAUUAAUAUUUCCUCCUCUGGGUCUACUGAUCACUGACAUUAUUUCAAAUGUCAUAUUCUUGGCGGACAUUUUCAUCACGUUUAGAGUAGCCGUUAAGGACCAGCGGACAGGGACUCUGAUAGCUGACAGAAGGAGAAUUGCAAUAAGGUACCUGCAGACCUGGUUCAUUCUUGACCUCCUCUCAUGCGUUCCAUGGGAAUACAUUUACCACGCCACUGGACACCUCAUAUUUGAAAUCCUUUUGUGGCUUCGACUGAUCCGUGCUCGGCACCUGAAGGAAUUCGCAGACAGGCUGGGGAAGGACACCCGGUACCACUAUUUCCUCGUUCGCUGCACAGAAAUGUUUCUCACGGAGUUUUACGUGGUCCACAGUGCUGCAUGCAUCAUGUACUUCCUCGCUCUCACCAUGCCUGAAGACCAAUCCGGCUACACGUGGAUUGGAAGCCUUCAGCUUGGAGACCAGAGCUACGCUGACUUUCGAGAGAUGAACAUUUUCCAGCUUUACUGUGUGAGCCUUUACUGGGCUAUGGUGACAAUGGCAAGCCUUGGUUAUGGCGAUGUUCAUCCUGUCAAUCCCCGAGAGAUGAUUUUCACCAUUGCCUUUGUGGUCUGGGACAUGUUGUUCACGGCAUACCUUAUCGCCAACUUCACAGCGCUGGUUGUGAGAUACCAGUCAAGAUCGGAGAUUCUGCGUGAGCGGCUCUCAAAUGUUACCAGAUAUGCCAACAGGAAGCAGAUUCCUGUGGGUAUGAAGGAGCAGCUGCUGUCGCACGUGGUGCUGAAGCAGGAGGCGUUGGAGGAGGACAACAAGUUGGUCAACGAGUUCCCGAUCUCCAUCCGAGACGGGGUCGCAAUGUCCCUCCAUGGGAAGGUGAUCGCGGAUGCCUAUCUCUUCCAAGGCUGCUCCAAGGCGUUCAUCCAGUUCCUGGUGUCACGACUGAGAGUGGAGUACUUUCUUCCCGGGGAGGUAGUGGUCAGUCGGCAUGACAACAACCAUCAGCUCUAUCUGCUCGUGCAAGGAGAAGUGGAAGAAGUCCAUUUCAGCAGGAGUGGAGCUCGGGUGGCCAUGGUGUGGAGUCCAGGGGAGAUGUUUGGGGAGGCGGGGUUGCUCGCCAGCAAGUUUUCCCCCUUCACUGCCCACGUCAAGUCGUUCUGCAAGGUGCUGAGGAUCGAUGGGCAGGUCUUCUCAGAGGCCAUUGCGUUUCACCAGGAGGACGGGGAGAGGAUCAUCAGCAACUACUUGCAGAAAUUUGGCCACGCUGGGCCAUUGGAGUUCAACGAGGGCAGCGCUGGCCGACUGACAGACACAGCAGAGGAUGUGCGCCGAGCCGUGACACAGCGGCAGGCGCAGCAGACGCUGGGUGCCAUACAGCUGGCAGCACGGGGGGAUUUGGAGCAGCUCAAGGUGUCUCGGAAGCUUGGGGCGGACUUCUUGAAAGGGGACUUUGACGGCCGGACUGCACUGCACCUAGCAGCUUCUAGGGGCUUUCCUGAAGUAUGCAGUUUUAUUCUAAGAGAGGGAGCAGAUGUCAACAGGAAAGAUCGGUUUGGAGUGACGCCACUGCUGGAAGCCCUGCGAGCAGGCCACAUGCAGACAGCAGAAGUACUGCGCGAGCAUGGCGCCCAGGUCCUUCUAGACGACCCAGCGAGCGAGCUGUGCCAUGCGGUGAAGCGCGGCAUGGUGGAGUACCUCGAGCGCCUCCUCUCCUUCGGGCUCGAACCCAACGAGGCAGACCACGACCUGCGCACGCCCCUGCACGUGGCAGCAGCGGAGGGCUCCGUGGUGCUCGUGCGGCUGCUGCUGGAGCACGGGGCGAACCCGUGGGCACGGGACCGGUUGGAUAACCUGCCAGUGGAUGAGGCCUGUAGGAACGGAGCCAGGCCGGUGAUUGCGCUGCUCAAGGAUGGCAUGAGGGUCAAGCUGCCGCCGCUGGCAAGUCGGCCACCAGCUGGACGGACCUCUCUCACCCGAGGAGGCUCGCAACGCCGUCGCCACACUCACCACCCGCCCUCAUCCUCCACCAACACAACCGGCACCACCGGCACCACCGGCAGCACCAGCAACACCACCACAACUCCCCACCACACCCAGCCCAGCAGGCAGCGCUCCCACAGCAUUGACACCUGGUCAGACCAGAUCGAAUCCGUCCCUGAGGGCAGCAGCUCUGGCACCGCCUCCCCCUCCACCUGCCUGCCCUCUGACCCCUUCCUCCAGCAGCGCGUGAUGCACCUGCGCCGCCGCCCCACCAGCUCAGUGCACAUCCCCAGCGACCUCCUGGACAACCUGCCUGGCUCUGUCCUCGACGAGUACCUGUCCGAGCAACAGACGGCCUCACAACAGCCGCUCUUCACCCCUCCUGCGUCUCCGCUACCGCACUCCCUCCCGCCCAAGCUCCAUGCUACCACUCCCCUGAGCCCACCUUCCUCGUAUGAUGGCUCGGCAUCCCAGCCCCGCUCAUCCUCAGGGACCUUCCCACUCUCUGGGCCGUAUCCCCCACCCAUCCCACAUCCACACACCACACACGCUGCACACACCGUAUCCCCUCCGCCAUACCCCUCUUCUUCUGCUGCCCUCCCCCCUGCUCCAGCUGCCUCUGGCGUAACCUCUGCUCCCCAUGCACAACGGCGGCUGGCAAACCUCACGAUCAACACUGAGAGCAGGAGCAUUGGUCGCUCUUCUACAGCCCUGCUCUCGGCUCUGGACGAGGUCCGCACUCAGCUCCUACAAACCCCACAUAUACCUUCCCAUCCAGAGCCACCUACUCCCUAUGCAACCAGCCAGCCCCUGUCAGGACCACUCAUAGGAGAGCCUAUCACUCCCUACCCUCACCGCAAUUACAUGCCUGCAGGAUCUUUCACGGGUUCUUUCAGAGCCAUGCCUCCUCCACCCACCCCAUCUGUGGCCAACCGUCGGAUAACCGUCUUCCCCUGCCACCCUUGGGACACUGAUGAACCUGGCAAACCACCUGAAUGUUCUCCUGGAAGGGAUGUUCUUAGCGAGCAAGCUCAACCACGUGAAAGUCCGCCUGAGGAAUCACCUGCAGACCGGGCAGUGCGUUUAGCAGGGCCUGCUGCAUCGACUAGACCCGGAGGGGAAGGAGGUGUUGAGAGAAGGGCUGGAGAAGAGAGCUCAUCUAUGGGGAGACGGUAUGGAAAGGUGGUGCUGGUACCUCACUUCAUGGUCACGCUCAAAGAUCAGCUGAGCACUCUGCUUGGUUUUCCUGUGAAAGUUCUGUUGAACAAGGAUGGUGGAGAGAUCACUGAUACUGACAUGAUCCGAGAUGGAGAUAUCAUCUUUGCUCCUUCGUCUGACACUGCACCACCUGAUCCUGUCAUGUGCCUAUCAUGUCACUGUAAAAGAUCACAAGAACCAAGUGAUUCCAAAUGACACGGGCGUUUCCGUAUUCAUAGUGCUAUGUAUCAAAGUUAACGAAUGAGUUGAACCACGGCAUACAAGGGAAUAUAUCCUAGUGGGUUAUACUCUCUAAGGCACAACCCUGUGUAGUCUAUAACAACAUACAAAGAUAUGUUUUGACACACCCCCUAAACUU